Toxoplasma gondii ME49 is the source of this 3682-nucleotide messenger RNA. RefSeq lists its product as hypothetical. The record is from RefSeq and is a predicted model, not a curated record. The coding region runs from base 568 to 3201 and encodes 877 amino acids. The transcript has a single exon. Lineage: Eukaryota; Apicomplexa; Conoidasida; Eucoccidiorida; Sarcocystidae.
GGGUCCCCUAGUUCUGUGUUGGUUUUCGGGUUCGUGCAGUUCACUGCGGGAGCCGAGAUAUUCAAGAUUUCUCUGCUGCUUGUCAGUUGAGAGCGUUGCGAUUGGAUUCCCGUUCCUCCCCUUGGCUUCGGCUCAGUUCGUCCUUUAACAUCACGGCAAUUUGUAGCAACUUCCCGAAGCUCAGGCGGGGCUUCUCGCUUUGCAUAAAGGGUACUUCGUUUCGUUCCUUUGUGACAGCUUUGUGCAGGCGAAACCACUGCAGUGUUGAAAACAAGUUUCGCGUUUCAAUAUCGGGUGCCAUCGUUUCGAAGCGGUGGGCAUCCCCCACACCGUUCUUUUGCGACAGCACAGCGUUCGAGUCGUGCUUUAGGCCCAGCCGUUCAAAAACGCACGGCUCGUUUUUGGCUGUUCCCUUACUCAGACUUUUAGAGCACGCGUAAAUACUGUAUACAUAAAGUGUGCGUGUCAUUUGUCUCGUUUAUGCCCCCUCGGGUUCUGUAAAGUGGCCUGCCCGUCCGUCUUUGCGCACACCUCCAGGUCCAUUGUGGAGGUCGUCCCGUUAACGCCAUGAAUCCCGCACGUGAUUCUACCUGUGAACCGACUAGUGUAAAGAUGGUGUCAGAGGCACCAGGCGUUCCUUCCUCGCCGUCCACAGAAGUGCGCACUGCUGCGUUGAAGGCGUGGCGAGCGUGGCGAAAGGACAACAAAGGUCCCCUAGAAGAGGUCCUGCAGAACCCUGCUGGGUACAGUCUUUACAAAGCUAUGAAGUCAUCCGCAGGAGGGCCGGUCCCAAAUACGUUUCAGCAAUGGCUGCAGCAAAAUGAGCAUGCGAAGCGGUGGCUUGCAUGGCGCCAGGGAUGUCCGGGGCAGUUGCGGGAGGUUUUGGCAGACCCAGAGGGCUGGCGGCUCUUCUCCACGAUGAAGCGCGAGAAGGGUCAGCCGGUUCCCGACACGUAUGAGGAAUGGCGAGACUUGCCGGAGCACAAAAUCGUUGUGAGCAGACGGACGUGGUCAGCUUGGCGUCGCGCCCAUCCGGGGCCUUUGGCUGCGACGCUGGCGGAUCCUGAGGGCUGGGCCCUCUACCGUCAAAUCAAAGUAUCGGACGGAAAAGAUGUUCCAGAAAGGUACGAGGAUUGGGUGUCUCACCCGACUGUGCGCAAGCAGGCGGCCAUGGAGGCCUGGACGCAAUGGAGGCACGAGCAUCCCGGCCAGCUGGCGAAAGUUCUCGCGGAUCCUCAGGGUUGGACGCUGUACAAAGCCAUGGUUGAGUGUGGAGACAAGCGGAUUGAGGCUACCUACGAAGAGUGGAUGGCGAAGCGCGACGCGUCCCCGACGUCCUGGGCAGUGUGGCGUAAGUCGCAUCGCGGCCCCCUCAACGAGGUUCUGAAGGACCCAGCAGGGUGGGCGGCUUUCACAGCGUACAACACGAAGAAGGGUGUCUCUCUGCCCGCAACCUACGAAGAGUGGGUGCAGCUGCCCGAGCAGCAGAAAGGUGCAGCCUCUUUCAAGUGGUCCUCCUGGCGGAAGACCCACAAGGGACCCCUCGCGGAGGUUCUCGCGGACCCCGAAGGCUGGGCGCUCUACGUCAACAUGCUCGAAAAGGGUUCUCACGCCCGCAUCCACUCGUCCUACGCCGAGUGGCUCGAGGCGUACCGGGCCGCAAAGAGUCCGGGGAGCAGUGCGGCGCAGUGGCGGCAGUGGCGCAAGGCCCACGAAGGACCGCUCGAGCAAGUCCUCGCUGACCCUGAAGGGUGGAAGCUGUACGCUGCGCACAUGCAGCGAGGUGGGCGCCGGGCUUUCCCAGGCGACUUCGAUACCUGGCUUCGCAUCCACCAAGCAGAAGCCAAGUGGAUUGAGUGGCGGCGAGUCCACAGCGGGCCGCUGAACAAAGAACUUGCUGACCCGGAGGGUUGGGAACUCUUUCGCCUGCGCAGCGCCGCUCGAGGCAACACCACCGUUCCGGCGACGUACGCUGAGUGGAUGAAACUGCCCGAACAACAGGUCUUCGUCGCUGUGGACGCCUGGGCCGCCUGGCGCCAAACCCACCCGGGACCGCUGAAGGACGUGCUUCAAGCUGAUGGCGCGACUGGCUGGGUUCUGUACCGCGCCAUGCUUCGCGCUGCGGACUUGGACCUCCCGGACGACUUGGCUACGUGGCUCCAAGACUCCGGGAAACACAUCAAACUCGCCUGGCAGGCCUGGCGCGACAAGCACAAGGGCCCGCUGCGCCGCGUGCUGGCAGACCCCCUUGGCUGGGUCCUGUUCAAGAACAUGGUGGAGAGUUCCGGGGCGUCGAUCGAACAGACCUUCGAGGAAUGGGCACAGAGCAAGGCUCCAUCCGGGAACGAGUGGAUCAACUGGCGGCGGGCGCACAAGGGCCCGCUGCACGAAGUGUUGCAGGACCCCGAGGGUUGGAAGCUGUAUCGGGAAAACCUGGUUAGGAAGAACGUGGUUGAUGUGCCGCAGAGUUUUGAGGACUUUCUGCAGCAGCCCGACCAACAGAAAGCUGCCGCGACGUCUAAGUGGUCGUCUUGGCGCCGGGUCCACCGCGGCCCGCUUGUCACCGUUCUGGCAGACAAAGAAGGCUGGCAGCUGUAUGUGAACAUGAUGGAGAAACUAGGGCAUAAAAUUUGCUCUUCAUUUGAGGAGUGGUCUUCAUCUGCGCAGAUGCACAAAGGCCGGGCGGCGCGCGAAUGGCGGGCCUGGCGACGGGUGCACAAGGGGCCUCUCACCACCGUGCUCGCCGACCCGGACGGAUGGGACCUGUACAAAGCGUGGACUGCAGGCGCCUCCAACCGUAUGACACACAACUCGUAUGAGGAGUGGUGUAUACAGAAGGAAAAAGGCCGCGAAUGGCGCGACUGGCGCACGAAGCAUCCGGGGCAACUGAGGACCGUGCUGGCUGACCCUGAGGGCUGGGAGCUAUUCAGAAAGUACAACGAGGCGCGAAACCGCUCCGUGCCCGCGAGAUUUGCUGAGUGGCUCGAGCAGCAGCAACAGCAAAACCCGGUUGAGAAGGAGGAGUGGCUGGCAUGGCGUCAAAAUCACGCUGGAAAGCUGUCAGAUGUCCUCGCCGACCCCGAGGGAUGGAAACUCUACCGUAAAAUGAAGGAGACGGCUCGAGAGCCGGUUGCGGCCUCGUACGUGGAGUGGCUUCAGGCGUCGCGGAACGUAGCUGUGAACGGCGUCGCUCAGGCGUAAGCGUUUGGUGUUCUUUCGUUGCGCAGAAGUACGCGCUAAUUCAGUUGUGAGUCUUGAUGUGGAGACACGGGGUAGUUUUUCUGUUUUGUUGCGGGUGCAUGUGGAAUUCCGCGUUGUCCGUGUAGUAACGGUGAGUGGUAUUUAGUUGGGAUUGCAACAAAAUUGGGCCUCACGAACAAAUAUAGUGUGUCGUUCUUUUUUGGUCGUGCUACGGUGUGAGUUUUCCGUUCUCUUCGCUCACAUGCCUCUACAAUCAGGUAGCUUUUUGCCAGGGAUCUAUGUGAGCGGUCCUUCCUGUGCAAUUCUUUGGUCUAAACAUUCACGGUGAAUUGUAUAAACCUCUAUGUUGUACGGCGAAAACAUCGCGCGUAUCCCCCUGUUUUAGGUAAUAGUCACUUGUUUCCCACCGGGUGCGACAUCCAGGUUACAGAUAAAUGGGAAAUGGUUGGUGGGCGUAUGGCCCAGUUAAAUGUUUGCGAAC